AUGUACGGACCGAGCAGGCCCGACGACCUUGAAGGGCCGGAUGGGUCCGAUGACCAGAACAGGCUGGGCGGGCUUGAUGACUCAGAUAAGUCAUUGGAUGGUACUAACGACCAAGACGAGACGAACGGUACAAAUGACGACGUCUCGGAUGACGGCGACGUGCACAAUUUUGAUGACGCGGACGGCAACGCGGACAACUCUAAUGAUGCAGACGGCAAUGCGAACAACGUUGAUGAUGUAGACAGUGAGGCAGACAAUGCUGAUGACGCGAAAGACGCAGACAAACAACAAGAGGGAGGGUAG
Messenger RNA from Vigna unguiculata (cowpea), 303 nucleotides. The record is from RefSeq and is a predicted model, not a curated record. Lineage: Eukaryota; Viridiplantae; Streptophyta; Magnoliopsida; Fabales; Fabaceae.